AUGUUUGAAAAAUCAUAUAACGUUGCGAAACAGCGGAAUCUUGAGGGGAAUAGGAAACUUGAUGAACAAACCGCUGAACCAGAAUCUCAAGUCCAGACUGAAGAGCCGGAAGCGAAGAUUGACGCUGAAUCUGAUCAUGAUGAUGACGAUGCUGUUGUCCCCACACUACCUGGUCAACCUGAAGAUCCUUAUUUCAUACCGAUGGCUGAGCACUUGCUCCUUAACCAUGGUCCAAAGCCUCUCACUGCAGUUGCUUUGGACCCCUCAGGGUCUCGUGUCGCUACGGGCGGCUUUGAUUUUGACGUUAAGUUGUGGGAUUUCUCUGGAAUGGACAAAAGCUGUAGAGCGUUCAAAAUCUUUCAGCCUAGCGAGGAUCAGCAAGUUAAACAUAUUGAAUUCAGCCCUACAGGCGAUAACAUACUAAUCAUAUCUGGCAGUCCUCAAGCUAAAAUCUUUACACGCGAUGCUGACCCCUACUGCGAGACCAUUCGAGGUUAUCAAUAUAUCACUGAUCCAGCGAGCGCUAAAGGUCACACUCAUGCCCUCAAUGGAGGUACUUGGCAUCCAAUCGAUAGUCGAAAAUUUCUCACCUGGUCACAAGAUACUACUCUUCGGGUAUGGGAAAUAGACACUGCUGAACAAAUUCUUGAUGACACUCGAAUCCCUUCUCAUUCCUCCAUCCUUAAACCUCGCAAUAAGCAGGGUCGCAAAACUACGCCCACUGCUGGCGCCUAUUCUAAGCAAGUAGCGAAUUCUUUUAAUUCUUUUAGAGAUGGUUUUCUUGUAGCAGCAGGAUGUGAAGAUGGUUCAUUGCAAGUGUGGGAUACCCGAAAGCCCCUUGUUAACACUUCUCACCUCUACCGUACAGCGCAUCCUGUUGGGACUUACACUACGUGCUUAUGCUUCUCAUGGGAUGGCCAUGUGAUUGCUUCGCGCGCCAUGGAUGAUACCGUACGAUUGUGGGAUUUGCGUGAGCUUUCAAAAGGAGCCGUUUAUACAGUGCGUGACUUACCAGUAUUAUUUGAACAGACAGAAGUCUGUUUCAGUCCUAAUGACACAAUGGUGGCAGCUGCCGUCUCAGCAAAGCGCGGAGAUCCGACCAGUGGUGAGGUUGUCAUCUUCCGUAAGGAUACGUUUGAGCCAAUUCAUCACCACAAGCCGGGUACCGGAAGUGCGAUUCGAGUGGCCUGGCAUCCGCGCAUCCGUCAGAUUGUCACAACUUUCUCCAACGGCACAGCAACAGUCCACUUUGAUCCUGCUCAUAGUCGAAAUGGUGCUCUAAUGUGCGCCUACCGCCAGGCCUCCGAAGCAAGUCGGCGCCGUCGUCAGGGUUACGGCUGCUCUUCGGAUGCCUUCAUCAAACCCACCCUCCUCACCUUCGACGAGGACUCGGUUCGCGUGGCACGGAAGAUGCGUCGACGCUUCGGGAACUUGGAGGAUGAGAAUCAACUUGCUGUGGCCGCUGCAAUCGCGGCGUAUGAGAAGGACCUUGUGGCUGCGAACGAGGCGAUGCGCAAGGCUGCUCGUAAGCGUGUACCUAACGCCGGAGAGGAUGUUGGUCAGCGUGUAGGAAGUCUACACAAGUACAUGGUGCAGCAGAUUGUCCUUCGCAAGAACGAAGCCGAUGAACGAGCAGAAAAGGACAUUCGGGGAGCUAUUUUGCGUCAUGCGGAGGCUGCAAAGAAGGAGCCGUUCUGGACGAAAGCUUAUCUCAAGACUCAACCGAAUCCCAUAUUCCAAAAAGAUGAACCAAGCUCGCCCAAACGACCAAAGCCUUCGUAG
This is a messenger RNA of Hydatigera taeniaeformis, 1782 nucleotides long. The record is from the annotation of a GenBank genome assembly. NCBI's taxonomy places the organism in Eukaryota, Metazoa, Platyhelminthes, Cestoda, Cyclophyllidea, Taeniidae.